Penaeus vannamei (Pacific white shrimp) is the source of this 1388-nucleotide messenger RNA. Lineage: Eukaryota; Metazoa; Arthropoda; Malacostraca; Decapoda; Penaeidae. The record is from RefSeq and is a predicted model, not a curated record.
GCGCUACGGGUGUGGUGGAUGGGCGUGUGGUGUGGGAGGGCGGGACCCGGUGUGGGCGGUGGGCGGGAGUGCACGUGGCGCUGUCCGACGCCCCCCACGCCGUCACCCACGCCAUCGAUCAGGCCGCCCGCGGGUUGCUGGAUAAGCCCCGGGGAAGGCCGCCCACGGGGACAGGGUCGCGCGCCGAGAGCCGCGCCGAGCUGUCGUGGCUGCGCGAGGUGAGCGUGCUGGACCUGAGCAGCGAGACGGCGUCGCUGGCGGCGUCGGAGAUGACGUCGGGGCGCCGCCGCCACGUCCCGCGCGACCCGCUGCCCGACGCCGCGCCCGACGCCCACUACCCCGACGCCCACAGCACGCCCUGGCCGCCGCCGCCGCCCUGGAGCCGCCGCGCCUCCUGCCAGAGCCAGUCCGUGGGCGGAUGCUCCGCCUCCACCAGCGCGGGCGCCGACGCCGACGAGAGCGCGUGUCCCUUUACGACCACCCGCGGCCGCUGGGCCUCGCGCACCCCUGCGCGCCGCCCCGCCGCGCCCCGCGCUGCCGCCCUCGCUGCCGCCACCCGACCCGCCGCGUGGCGCCCUCAACCCGCUCGACAACUACGACGUGCCGCCGCCGCCGCGCGCGUGCCGCCCACGGCGCACUACGACACGCCGCGGCGCCUCAUCAUGUGCGACACCGGCGCCCACGUGCACGACGGCGGCCUGGUGGGCACGCCCCGACGCGCCGCCCGCGUCCGGGCGUGGUGCGAGGGCGGCCUGGCGGCGGCGCCCGGCUGCGGCCAGAUGCUGGGCUGGGCGGGCGCGCUGGUGUGCGGGCGCCGCGACGAGGCCGACGGGCGCCCGGACGCGCGGGCGGAGCAGCUCAAGGUGGACGGGCACGGGCGCAUGCCGGUGGUGGACGCCCACACGGGCACCAUCCUGCGCCACCCGCCGCCGCCGCCCGCGCCGCAGCCCCCGCAGCAGCAGGCGGCGGCGGUCUACGCCGUGGUCAACAAGCGCAAGAAGACGGGCAAGCCGCGGGCGCCCACGCCGCCGCCCACGCCCCGCCCACGCCCCGCCGCGCCACACGCCGCGCCCGCGUCCUCCUCCGCCAACUACGAGAACCUGGAGUUCGCCGCCAGCCUCCCGCUCUACGAGAACGUGCGCGACGUCAAGACGGCGGCCGCGGCGCAGCCCGUGCGCCUGCAGCCCGCGGCCGCCCCCGCCGGCUGCGCCUGCACGCCGCCGCCGCCACGCCCACGCCCAGCCUCGCCUCCUCCACGGCGUCGUCCGUGUCCGCCGCCUCCGCCGGCGCGCCCCCGCUGCCUCAGGGCGCCCCGCAGCGCCUCACGCCCACGUCGCCCGCCGCCGACGCCUCGGCCGCGGGCGCCGACGACCACUACAUGGCCAUGA